Messenger RNA from Elephantulus edwardii (Cape elephant shrew), 2442 nucleotides. RefSeq names its product von Willebrand factor A domain-containing protein 5A-like. Lineage: Eukaryota; Metazoa; Chordata; Mammalia; Macroscelidea; Macroscelididae. The transcript has 18 exons. The record is from RefSeq and is a predicted model, not a curated record.
AUGAAGCUAACCCCCAAAUAUUUCUGUUAUCUUGAUGUGUCUUUUCUAUAGAAAUUUUGUAUCACCAUGGGGCGCCCCUGUGGCCUACUCACAAGUCAAGAGAAACCAGUGCCACUGAAGAGCAUCUCUGUUACCUUAUCUAUACAUGAGUUUGUUGUUGAUGUGUCUGCAACCUUAAACUAUGAAAACAAGGAGCAGUUUCCUGUGGAGGCCUUCUUUGUGUUCCCGAUGGAUGAAGACUCCGCUGUAUACAACUUUGAAGCCUUGGUGAAUGGGAAAGUAAUUGCAGCAGAAUUAAAGGACAAGAUGAAGGCCCACACAUUGUAUGAGAAUACUGUCUCUCAAGGCCAGGAAGCCUUCCUGUUGGAGGAGGACAUUAGCUCCAGAGACGUCUUCUGUUGCAAUGUGGGCAACCUGUUGCCUGGCUCAGAGGUGGCACUCACCCUGAAGUUUGUGCAGGAGCUGCCACUGGAGCCAGACGGGGCCCUGCGCUUUGUGCUCCCUGCUAUCCUCAAUCCUCGAUACCAACUCUCCCAAUGUCCUGUGAACACAUGUUUUCAAAUGAUGAAUCCUAUGAUUUCUUUGGAAAACGUGCCCUAUACACUCAGUCUGACCGCCACCAUCAGUUCCCAGCAUGGCAUUGAGAAGGUCCACUCCAACUGCUCUUUGACAUCUCUUGAGUACCUUGGAGAUGAUAAGACUACUGCUCAGAUUUCCCUGGAUGAUGGGCACAAGUUUGAUCGAGAUGUGCAGCUCCUGAUUUACUACAGUGAGGUGCACACCCCCAGUGUUGUUGUGGAAAUGGGGAAGGAGAAAACAAGUGAAGAUUCUUUAAUGGAAGCAACAACUGCAAUGGUGAGUUUCUAUCCUGAUAUCCCGGAAGCUCAGCCACCCAUUACCUGUGGAGAGUUUAUCUUCCUCAUGGACUGCUCAGGAAGUAUGCGAUGCCCCAUGAGUAAACGAGAUAAAUCCCAGUUGCGCAUAGAUGCUGCCAAGGAGACACUGAUUUUUCUGCUUAAAAGUUUACCUGAAGGCUGUUAUUUCAACAUCUUUGGAUUUGGAUCUACCUAUGAGUCAUUUUUUCAGGACAGUGUGAGGUACACUCAGCAUACAAUGGAAGAGGCAUUGAGGAGAAUUAAGCUUAUGAAGGCUGACCGAGGAGGCACUGAAAUAUUAACACCACUUUAUUCCAUAUAUGGAUCACCCCCUAUCCCUGGCCAUCCAACACAGCUUUUUAUCUUUACAGAUGGGGAAGUGACUGACACAUUUAGUGUAAUUAGAGAAGUUACCUUCAACAAACAAAGACACAGAUGUUUCACAUUUGGUAUUGGAGAAGGUGCAUCCACCAGCUUGAUAAAAGGCAUUGCCCGGGUGACAGGGGGCACUUCAGAGUUUAUCAGUGGCAAGGACAGGAUGCAGUCCAAGGCUCUUUUGGCCCUGAAGCAUUCUCUGCAGCCUGUGGUAGAGGACUUGUCAAUGAGUUGGUCUUUGUCUUCUGAUCUGUCUGCUGAGAUGCUUUCCCCAGAACAGUCAGUCAUUUUUAGGGGUCAGAGAUUGAUCACCUAUGCCAAAUUGAAUGGGCCAGUGGCGACAGAAGAGGCACAAGGAGAAGUAUGUCUCAAGUACGCUCUUCAGGGCAAGAGUUUUGAGACUAAAGUGAUAUUUUCUCUACUUCCCAAGCCUGAUGACAAUUUCACCAUUCACCGCCUUGCUGCCAAGUCUUUGCUCCAGAAAAAGGACAUGGGCUUCAGAGAGACUCCAGCAAAUGACAGAAAGGAUGUUUUGAAGAUCAGCCUUGAGUGUGGAGUCAUAAGCUCUCAUACAUCUUUCAUUGCAAUCAACAAGGAUCUCAAUCAGCCAGUUCAGGGGCCCAUGGUCCGUAGGGACAUUCCAGGGCCAAUUGUGUUGGGUGCUUUCACCACAAUGCAUGGAGAUAUUGGAGGUGCUUCUUCGAAGGCCUCACCGUCCUCUGAUAUGCCAGGAGCUGAGUCCAUGGACAGGAUUCCUUAUAACUCACACUGGCCAUGUCAUCCAAGAAGCAGUGCAAUGGCGAAGUAUUUUGGUCAUUGUAAACCAAUGAGUAACAGGGAAUUGUAUGCUCUAGUGUUUGGAGAUAAUCAUCUUGUGCUGCUGAUUUCCCUUCAAAAGGCAGAUGGUUCCUGGGAAGUGAAUGAAGGUCUGGCCAUGGUCCUAGGUAUGAGUGUGGAAGAUGUACUUGCUGGCCUUCCUUACAAGGAGAUAGAUUCUUCAGGCUGGGCUACUGUCCUGGCUUUGUUCUGGCUGCAUACCUAUGGUAAGGAGCUGCAGAGUGACUGGCAGAUGAUGGCAGAGAAGGCAAUGCUCUGGAUUCACAAGAAUAUAGGCCCUACCAUGCAUCAACUUCUGAAACCUGCUGCUAACCUCGUGUUCUCAAGUAAGAGUGCUAAAAAAUCAAAUCCCUGA